GUGAAACCAGCACUUAAGCAAAAGUUUUCUCAGCAACGCAAUUUACCUCUGCGGAAGCGUGCUGCUCGCAUCAAUCACAAUCGCAAGAGCACACGGAACAAAGGAAAGCAGGGGUUUUUAUUCCUAAUGCAAUCCCUACCUCUGGCAUGGGCUGGGGCCAGACCUCAAGAUCUAAACUGACCCCGUUGGCUAUUUGUGAAUACUUUCCCAAAUAAGGAAGGGGGAAGGGAGUCGUGAGUUACAAUGGUGGGACGUGUGGUUUGGAAGGGAGAAAUGGGUGCAGAGCAGGUAACCAAGGGAACAGAUGUGAGUGAUUGAUUAGAACUGACAGGGGGAAGGUUUUUUACAGUAACUAAGGGCAAGGAGGCAUGGAGAACAAGAAAGUUGAGUUCGAGAACAAAACACAAGAACGUUAACAUGCCAAACCUUGGAAGAGAAACUGACUGUAUCUGACAGUUUUACAUAUUUUAGGGAGACAGGAGACAUCAAUCAACAUAUGUAAGAUGAACACUGGUUUGAUCCGGUACAACCUGAAGCAAAAGUGGGUCAACUCGAAGCCAGGAGGGGGCUUCCAGGUCACAGAUUAGAAGAUAAUUCUGAAACAAAUGCCAGCCACUCUUUAAUUACAAAAAUGACGGAUGAGCUGUAUCACCAUGUGCCUGAGAAUCAUUGUGUUUUAAAGGACUUGGAUCAUCUUCCUACUGAGACACCCACCAGUGAUACGCAGCUAGCCCUGGCUCCCAGAAAGCUGCAGCCUUGCAGGUACAGGAGAGUGAGGUACAGGAUUGUGCUGGAAGUGCUGGUUGUGCUCCAAAGCAUCGGCAAGCAGUGUCACCACAUGUCUGGCCAGGUCACCAUUGCCUCAGAGCUGAGACACAGGCAGUGGGUGGAGAGGAUGCUGCGGUCUCGCCAGCGGCAGAACUACCUGCGUAUAUGGAGUAGGUGCGCGCUCACUUUCCUGUUUUGGAGGGGCACUGUGGGGCAGGAAGUUGUCACAGAUUCAGUUCCAGUCCCCACUGAAGACACACACAGUAGGCCCCUCACUAAACCCAUCGACAGGUGUUGAUAUACUUGGAGUUCACAACUGAGAGUAUGAACCCAACGUAUCUGAGACAGGUCUCAAUCCUUUUAGAAAGUUUACUUUCCCAGGGUUAAGGACGUGCUGUGACAGCCUCAGGAGAUCCUGACAGCAUGUGCCCCAGGUACUUGGGGCGCAGCUUGCUUUUAUACAUUUUUAUAAAUUUUAAGGAGACAUAAGACAUCAGUCAGUAGGUGUAAGGUGUACAUUGGUUCCAUCUGGAAAGGCAGGAAAACACAAAGGUGGGGGCCUUCCAGGUUAUAGGUGGACAAGAGACAAAGGAUUGCAUUGUUUUGAGUUUUUUAUAGGCCUUUCGGUGAAUACACAAUUGACUUGUGAGUGGGGGUAGAGGAAUAGUGACUUACACCUUAGUGUGGCUCAGUGAAGCUGUAUUUUACACAGGGCAGAGGAAGCAAUCAUAUAGAUAUUUGUCUCAGGUGAG
Macaca mulatta (Rhesus monkey) is the source of this 1520-nucleotide messenger RNA. The record is from RefSeq and is a predicted model, not a curated record. NCBI's taxonomy places the organism in Eukaryota, Metazoa, Chordata, Mammalia, Primates, Cercopithecidae.